This is a messenger RNA of Daldinia decipiens, 1725 nucleotides long. RefSeq names its product FAD dependent oxidoreductase. NCBI's taxonomy places the organism in Eukaryota, Fungi, Ascomycota, Sordariomycetes, Xylariales, Hypoxylaceae. Gene Ontology annotation, cellular component: mitochondrion. Gene Ontology annotation, molecular function: (S)-2-hydroxyglutarate dehydrogenase activity; (S)-2-hydroxy-acid oxidase activity. The transcript has 2 exons. The record is from RefSeq and is a predicted model, not a curated record. The coding region runs from base 280 to 1566 and encodes 428 amino acids.
UUUCAAAUGCCUAACUAAUGUUGAUUAUUCAUUAGACAAGUCUUAUAAAUUAACCUGCUUACUCACUUAUACUUACUAUAUAACUAUGAGUAAAGCUUAUACAUAGAUAGGUCGAUAAGAGCUCCGGUUCGGCGGCGGUUCAGGAUAUGACAUGAUUAUCAUCCCCGACGAUCCGAUUAUAACUUGCCUACCUUUAACGGGAUCUUGGCUCUUCGUUUCCAAUGUCACAGGUAAAUCAUAUUUUUUUGGGUUUUUUUUCUCUGCGAGACGGAAACGAAGAUGUUCGCGAGGACGGCCCAGCGGCAAUUCCAAUCGCUUCAUUUGCGCAGCCUAGCACGCUCGUUCUCUAGUACCGCACCGGUGAGGACGGAUUUUACGCAUGUUGUCAUAGGCGGCGGCGCCGUCGGCCUCGCCAUCGCGCGAGCCAUAGUCUCCCACCACCCUUCCUCCAGUAGCGAUAGCACGCUCCUGCUAGAACGGCACGCCCACACCGGCACGGAAACCUCGGCGCGCAACAGCGAGGUCAUCCACGCAGGCUUGUACUACGGCGCCGGUUCCCUGAAAACACGUCUGUGUAUCCGCGGCCGCGAGGCCCUGUAUUCUUUCUGCGCGCGCUGCGGGGUGCCCCACGCGCGCGUGGGGAAGUGGGUUGUAGCGCAGGACGAGGCGCAGGUCGAGGCGCUGAGGGGGAUACACGAGGUGUGUAGGACGGCGGAGUUGGGCGUGCCGACGCGGUGGGUGGGGCGCGAGGAGGCGCGGAGGUUGGAGCCGGAGGUCCAGGCUUUGGGAGGGGUCCUGGAGAGUCCGGAGACGGGAAUCGUCGAUUCACACGCGCUGAUGACUGCGCUGCUGGGGCAGUUUGAGGAUGGUGGGGGUGUGCUGGCUGCUAAUUCGGCGGUUGUAGGUGUUGAGGCUUUGGGGUCCAAGGCCGGUGGUGAUGGUUGGCGGCUUACUGUUCGCGAUGCGGCUACUGGUACCGAAUCGAGUAUCACAACCUCGACGAUCAUCAACAGUGCUGGUCUCGGCGCUGCUGAUAUCCAUAACAUGAUCGUGCCACCGGACAAGCACGUCCAGCUGUACUACGCCAAGGGGAAUUACUUCAGCUACGCGUCCUCGACCCCCAAAGUCCGUCGACUAAUCUACCCGGUAACCGCCCCUGGCGCUGGUGGGCUAGGCACCCACCUAACGCUCGACCUCGCGGGCCGGAUGCGCUUCGGGCCCGACGUAGAAUGGGUCGAGUCCCCCGCCGACCUAGCCGUAAACGCAGCGCGUCUACCAGCCGCCAUCGCCGAGAUAAAGAAGUAUCUCCCGUCUAUUGACGAAAGCGCCCUGACGCCAGACUACGCGGGCAUACGGCCGAAGCUAUUGCCGGCAGGUGCGGUAGCAACGGGCGGAGGGGGGUUUGUGGAUUUCCAUAUCAGGAAGGAGGAUGGGUUUGAGGGGUGGGUGAAUCUGCUGGGGAUAGAGAGCCCAGGGUUGACUAGUUGCCUGGCGAUUGGGGAGAUGGUAAAGGAUAUGUUGUAUGGAAGUGGGAAGGUGGAGGGAUCCGCGGCAUUGGGGACGUAGAUAGGGGUAAGAAAGUGCGUAACCUCCAUAGGUAGGUAUCAGAGGCUUUUGGUUAACGAUCACGGCAAUUUAUGUGUCAGAUAGAAAACAAGUUAAAGGGGGCGCAGCAACUUGAUACAAUAACACAAGCACAUAUAUAAGAUACAAGAACUAGCCAAG